Messenger RNA from Paralichthys olivaceus (Japanese flounder), 3485 nucleotides. RefSeq names its product Rho guanine nucleotide exchange factor (GEF) 16 (gene arhgef16). Gene Ontology annotation, molecular function: protein binding; guanyl-nucleotide exchange factor activity. The record is from RefSeq and is a predicted model, not a curated record. Gene Ontology annotation, biological process: activation of GTPase activity. NCBI's taxonomy places the organism in Eukaryota, Metazoa, Chordata, Actinopteri, Pleuronectiformes, Paralichthyidae.
UGAGUGAAGAAUGAGAGGGACAGAGGAGAGGAGAAGAGAGGAGAGGAGGACUGGACCAGUUCAAACCUCUGCUCCACUUCCACCCACCGGCCCGCUGAGUCUGAACCACACCAGGGAUUAGACGAGCCGCUCACCUCGCACAGACUCCUCCGAUGCUGUUGUAGUUGCUGAAGUGAACACUAGACACAGGGCAGAGGACACGGCACAAGGACGCAAUGUCCAACAGCCAGUCAGACGGUUGCACGGGCGACCAUGCCCCUCUGAUUCUGGAGGGCCACUUAACAGAACUGCAUAUAUCUGAGCCGGGCGAUGAGGACUACCAGCCACAAAGCCCCUCCACACCCAAGUUGGAAAUAUCCCCACCCCAGGAAGAUGCAGUCGACAGGCUCGUGGUGCCUCAGCAGGUGGUUCUGAGCACCCAAAGUCCUGCAGCGCUGAAGGUUGGCACCCAUCAGCUCAUCCCCAAGAAUUUAGCGACGCCCAGCCGGCCUAAAGUCCGCCACCACACCACUGUGGUUACAUUCCCAUUGGGACUGGAGCACUCCAGCAAUGAGACCCGCAGCCGUCACUCCACCCAGGGGACAGAUGUGUCCUGGGAGGAUUAUGACAGCGAUGGAGAUGGUUUAUCUUUGAGGAGGAACCGCAGGAACAAGUCGUACAGAGCUGCAGUUACCAGCCUGGACAUCGAAGCCAUGGCCUCAGGACGAGGGGCUGAGACCACACUGAAAGCUGUCAGAGAGGACAGAGCACCCAGUCCUGGUCCAGCUCGCAGCCCUAGACGCAAGAGAACCCUGGGGAGAAAGAGGAACCAGAAACAACGUGGAUCCUUCAAAGAUGCUACGCCGCAGCUCUACCAGGAGAUCCGUGAGCGGGGGCUUCACUCCACCAACCAGGAUGAGAUGUUGGAUGACUUUGUGGUGGUGGAGCCCCCUGUGGAAGACCAGGGCAUCGUGGUGAAGAACUACAAGCCAGCAUAUCAUACCUGGAGCCAGCUACCUCAGGUGAAGGACACAGGUAUCCUGACACUGAUCUCAGCUCAGGAGAGGAAGAGACAGGAGGCCAUUUUCGAGAUAAUCACCUCGGAGUAUUCGUACCUGCACAGCCUGGGCAUACUGGUACGUCACUUCAAGGAGAGUGAAGCCCUGAGAAAAACGAUGACCACCACGGAGCACCAUCACCUCUUCUCCAACAUCUCUGUGAUCCAGAAAGUCAGCCAACGGUUUUUCGAGGACCUGGAGCGGCGUCACUAUGACAACCCAGUGAUUCGGGACAUUAGCGAUAUUGUUCAGAACCACGCUGCCCAUCACUUCGAGCCUUACAUUGUCUACUGCUCCAACGAGACCUUCCAGCAGAGGACGCUGCAGAAGCUGCUGACGAGCAACACUGCGUUCAAGGAGACGCUUAGGCAGAUUGAAGGGAGCAGUGAGUGCGGAGGCCUCCCCAUGAUCUCCUUCCUCAUCCUUCCCAUGCAGCGAGUAACCAGACUUCCACUGCUGCAGGAUACAAUCUGCCAGAAAACUCCAGACAAGACAGCGGAGUACUUUGCUGCCGUUUGGUCAUUGCACGCCAUCAGCAAGUUGGUCAGUAGCUGCAAUGAUGGAGCGAGGCGGAUGGAGAGGACAGAGCAGAUGUACACCAUCCAGAAACAUAUGGACUUUGGUAAAAUCAAGCCUUUUCCUCUGGUGUCAUCAUCGCGGUGGCUGAAGAAGCGCGGCGAGCUGGCCGUCUGCACCGAGGAGCUCAGCAUCUGGAGGGCUUUCAGCAACAGGAGUUACUACCUGUUCCUCUUCAAUGACGUGCUGAUCAUUACCAAGAAGAAGAGCGAGGAGAGCUUUGUGGUGAUGGACUACGCUACUCUGGAGAAUGUGGAGGUGGAGGUCGGAGAGGAUGCCGAGGGACGGAUGUCUCCACCUGCGAAGAACAGCUACCAUCUUUCUUUCAAACUGCUGAUGAGCAAGAACAGCGAGGGGAGAUCGGAACACAUCUCCCUGAUGGCCGAGUCCAGGGUGGACCGUGCACGUUGGAUAGUCGCUCUUACAGAGCACAAGCAGGCAGGUGCCGUCACUUCUAGAGGUGGUCUGCCACAGUACGAGGCCACUAAAGCCUACAUGCCAAAGGAGCCAGAUGAGCUGGGGCUGAAGCAGGCUGAGCUUGUUAUCGUCCUGCAGAAAGAAGAAGACUUUUGCUAUGGGGAGAGAAUGCGAGAUGGCGAGAGAGGCUGGUUUCCAGCGAGCUGUGCCAUGGAGAUCACCGACCCGACCGCCAUGGAGAACAACGUGCAACGCAUGAAGCGUCUGCGCAAAGAGACCAACGUUUAAAUGUGACUGUCAUUGACAUAAUCAUAUCACCAAGUAGAGGGGAUGGAGAAGAAAACACACCUUCCAGUAGAUUUGUGAUGCUCACCAUGUUCAGUUUUUGUUGACUGCAUUGCAGAUGAAUAACAUUGGACACAGGGAUAAUAUGAAUUACUGUUACAGUGGUUCAGAAUUCCUUUAACAGACUGAAAAGCAUUUUCUGGGAUUUAUAUGCAGUUUAAGAGGCGUUUAAUCCCAGCCUGGUGCUCCAGUGGUGUGUGUAUACAACUGAGCCAUGAAGGUUUUGAGUGUAAGUCCAGUCAGCGUCAAUGUUUCGUGUUGCCCUUUAAUGGUAAACUAUCCCAAGUAACUAUAUUAAAACAGGACUGUCAUUUUGAAUAGGAAGUUUAAUCUCCAGAGAAACUACUUCUAGUUUAGCUGUUUUUGUUCACCCACACUUAGUCCUGCAAAUGUAUCAGAAACUUGCAGGAGCAGGAUUUUUAGUGGCCAACAGGACAUUUCACUCAACUUGAGCCACAACAACCUUUUACGUUCCCGGAAACACAUCUUAACUUACAGGCAGUAGGAAACAAUCCACCACAGAUGUGGCCUUAGGUUUUAUUUCAAAUCUAGGAGCUACACAUUGUAAUUGUGCCUGCAUACUGAAUAGUAUGAGAAGCUACGUCUAGAAAUUAUCCAAGUGUUAAUCAUGUUUAAAUUUCUGUGCAUCACAUUGUGUUGGUGUCAAACAAAUUGUUGAGUUUCUUUAUAAACCAGAUUUUGCUAAACAUUUUAAAAUAUAGUUUGAAAUAGCUCACUGGGCCUUGGUUGCAUUUGGUGGAUUACUAAAAUUUACUGCAUUGUAAAAGGUUAUGUCCAAAUAUAUAAAUAAAUUAACUAAAAUACCAGUCUACUCUGUAAAUGAGCCAAUAAAUGUGGUUUGGAGCCAGUGCAAAAGAAAAAUCACAGUAGAGACAGUUUCCUGGUUUCUGGACUUUUAUUUGAGCUUGCAUUUUGUUAAAAUGUUUGAAUACAUAAAAAGUUAUUUAAAAAUGUCAAACUGACCAGAUAUCAAAUUCCAUUUUUUUCUUUAAAAACCAUUUGGUGUAAAAACUUAGGACACAUUUAGAAAAACAUUUGCUGUUUCCCCGAAACGUUUGUAGCUGUCACAUAAAAAUAAUGGAAAAAAAA